AGUCUACCCCUCUAUUACUGCUCAGAAUUCCCCGGGUUCCUCCGGAACUGUUCGGUCGUUUCCGUUUCCACAUCGGUACCAAUCGGCUCUUUCUGUUUGUUUAGCCGCCGCCCCCUCCCUUUUUGCGUUCAGGCUCGUUUGUUUUCGUCUUGCCGAGGCUUUGAUCGAAUCUAUUCGGAAGCCCUCGAAUCGGGUUUAACCAUAAUCGGAGAUAUUCGGCUAUCUUCGGACCUGGGGAUGAGGCGCUGGGGCACUUGGGUGUUUGGGGCUGGUUUGAGACCGGAAGUACGUGGGUUACUGGGCUGGCUCAGCUUAGGGUUUUCAGGAAACAUGGAAGAGACUGCGGGAGUUGGAGCUGAAAGACUCUAGUGAUCUCUGGGCGCCCUUUGAGAGGAAAGGGGAGGUAACUAACAGGAUGCCACUGGAAUCGUCAUCUUCGUCAAUGCAACCAUCUUUCCCUUCUGUAUUACCUUCAGUGCCAGAUGACAUUGCUGGCUCGUCCCCUCCUCCAAUGUCUUACAUCACUUCCCAGGAGAUGAAGUGUAUUCUUCACUGGUUUGCCAGUUGGUCGGGUCACCAGCGGGAACGUUUUCUACAAGACCUGGUAGCUAAGGCAGUGCCUGGAAAGCUGCAGCCUCUGCUGGAUGGUCUGGAGCAGCUUAGUGUAUCUGGGGCAAACCGGCCACCGUGUAUCUUUGAGUGUCAGCUACGGCUUUGGGAUCAGUGGUUUCGAGGUUGGGCUGAUCAGGAGCGCAAUGAAUUUGUCAGACAGCUGGAGGUCAGUGAGCCAGAUUUUGUGGCAAAGUUUUACCAAGAAGUAGCUGCCACUGCCGGUAAAGACUGAUAGCCAAUCAGAUCAAGAAGAUAACUAUGUCUGAUCAAGCCAAAGACCAUGACUGUAGUGACAACUGAGUGCAAGUAUGUCACGUAGAGAUGUGCCUGACUGCUGGGCAGUGGUGUGCCUUGACUGCUGGGGUAGUGGUGUGCCCUUUCCUCCAGCACCAGGAGUAUGUCACUUAGAGAUGUGCCUGACGCUGGGGCAGUAGUGUGCCCUUUCCUCCAGCACCAGGAGUAUGUCACUUAGAGAUGUGCCUGACUGCUGGGGCAGUAGUGUACCCUUUCCUCCAGCACCAGGAGUAUGUCACUUAGAGAUGUGCCUGACUGCUGGGGUAGUGGUGUGCCCUUUCCUCCAGCACCAGGAGUAUGUCACUUAGAGAUGUGCCUGACUGCUGGGGUAGUGGUGUGCCCUUUCCUCCAGCACCAGGAGUAUGUCACUUAGAGAUGUGCCUGACUGCUGGGGUAGUGGUGUGCCCUUUUCUCCAGCACCAGGAGGCAGAGGCAGCCUAGCCUACAUAUCAAGUUCCAGGACAGCCAGUGCUACAAAGAGACCCUGCCCCUGGGGGAAGAAAAUCGUGUGAACUUCAUGAUGAGUGCCGGCACUGUUUUUAACUUAGUGAUGCCACCUGGACUCUGUAAAUGUCAUCCAUUUAGACAAAUCUGGUUAUGGCACGUACCUGCUUUAGCAGGAGAUGUAUAAAUUCAAGAAUUUAGUGACUUUUGUUACUAUAAGUAAAUGAACCUGUAUUUUAUAACUCAGGCCUACUGCUGGCCCAGAUAGCUGGUUUUACCACAUUCACACAACUCUAGUAUAAAAUGUGAUGUCCCAACUAUUGGAUUUUCCAGUGAUGAUUUAAUAAAUUAAGGAAAAUCAAGAGAGGAAAAUAAUUACUUGAUCCUGUGCAUUGUUUAACUCCAAAGAGCAAUGAAUGUUAGAGAAACAUCGAAUAGCAGCAACCUUUUCUAAAGCGUGUGUGAUGCACUUAGGGCUGGUGGCAAACGUUCCUGCUCUGCCAUUGGUCCACAACAGUCUGAAAAUAACUGAUGCUUCACAAAUUAAACUGUUGAUUUGUGGGGGAGUAUCAAAAUAAAGGAGAGUUCUUUACCAUAAGACUCCACAUUUUAUAUAUGGCAAGACUAUUGAAGAGUUGAUAUCCUGGC
This is a messenger RNA of Microtus oregoni (creeping vole), 1998 nucleotides long. RefSeq names its product chromosome unknown C14orf119 homolog (gene CUNH14orf119). The coding region runs from base 416 to 844 and encodes 142 amino acids. The transcript is spliced from 2 exons. NCBI's taxonomy places the organism in Eukaryota, Metazoa, Chordata, Mammalia, Rodentia, Cricetidae. The record is from RefSeq and is a predicted model, not a curated record.